Molecule: messenger RNA, 536 nt
Organism: Staurois parvus
Lineage: Eukaryota; Metazoa; Chordata; Amphibia; Anura; Ranidae
Source: the annotation of a GenBank genome assembly
UGCAGCGCUUCUCGCACAUGCGCAGUGGGCUCUCAGCUGUCACAGCCGGGUGCCCACAGUCUCUGGUCAUCUCUUGUACUGUCCGCAGUCUCUGGUCAUCCCCUGUACUAUGUCUGCAGUCUCUGGUUAAUCUCCUGUACUGUCUGCAGUCUCUUGAUCAUCCCCUGUACUGUCUGCAGUCUCUGGUCAUCCCCUGUACUGUCCGCAGUCUCUGGUCAUCCCCUCUACUGUGUCCGCAGUCUCUGGUCAUCUCCUGUACUGUGUCUGCAGUCUCUGGUCAGCUCCUGUACUGUGUCCACAGUCUCUGGUCCUCCCCUGUACUGUGUCUGCAGUCUCUGGUCAUCUCCUGUACUGUGUCCACAGUCUCUGGUCAUCCCCUGUACUGUGUCCACAGUCUCUGGUCAUCUUCUGUACUGUGGCCGCAAUCUGUGGUCAUCUCCUGUACUGUGUCUGCAGUCUCUGGUCAGCUCCUGUACUGUGUCCGCAGUCUCUGGUCAUCUCCUGUACUGUGUCCGCAGUCUCUGGUCUAACCCCUG